Tetrahymena thermophila SB210 is the source of this 378-nucleotide messenger RNA. RefSeq names its product transmembrane protein, putative. The transcript has a single exon. NCBI's taxonomy places the organism in Eukaryota, Ciliophora, Oligohymenophorea, Hymenostomatida, Tetrahymenidae. The record is from RefSeq and is a predicted model, not a curated record.
AUGAAAUACAUUGCCUUAGUUUUACUUGCUUUUGUUGCUAUCGCUUCAGUCAAUGCUCAAAGUCCUACAGAUUAUCUUUACAGAGUUGGUAAUUGCACAUAAAAGAACAAUUCUACAUGCGCAAAUGAUUAAUCUUGCACAGCUACUGCAGGCAGAUUAUAAAUUUGUUUCGGUAAUUGCUAUACUUUGUAUAACUAAACUCUUGAUUCUAUGCUUCCCUGCUUUAAAGCAAACUGUACUUCAAUUGCUACAAACAGUGGAAAUUCUAAUGUCACCACCUAUAGUAACAAUGUUAUUUCAUGCAUGAGCUCUGGAGUUCUUUCAUUCGCUUUCAUUCUUUUAGUUACAAUAGUUUCUACUUUAUUAGCAAACUAUUGA